Messenger RNA from Taeniopygia guttata (zebra finch), 942 nucleotides. The record is from RefSeq and is a predicted model, not a curated record. NCBI's taxonomy places the organism in Eukaryota, Metazoa, Chordata, Aves, Passeriformes, Estrildidae.
AUGGAAGCGAUUCUCGAGGAAAGAAUAACAAACUGUGGGACCAGCCGCAGGCGGGAGGAGAAGGGCUUUGCCCACGCAGGUGGAACACAGACAAGACCGCACCGAGGAGCGGGAGGCCGGAGCCAGCCGGGAGGGUCAGAGAGCGCCGGGGGCUCAUCCCGGCAGCCGCGGCCGAGGGGGGGACGCUCCCCUCGGGGCGGGGGCGAGCGGAGGAGGGGGCGCGGGGGGCCGAGACCGAGGUGGGGGGAGCGCUGGGGCCGGGGGCAGCUCCGUGGUCGAGGCACAGCGGGGACAGGGCUCGGCACGGGGGCAGCUCCCGGGGUCGGGGCACGGCGGGGACAGGGCUCCGGGGGCUCGGCACGGAGGCAGAGCGCCCGCAGGGUGCGGGUGGCGCGGCACCAGCCUCUCUUCCUCCUCCUCCUCCUCCUCCUCUUCCUCCUGCGCCCGCAAUCCAGCGAGGCACGGCGGCGAUACCGACCGGGCUCUCGGCAUGGAAAUAAUGACCUGGCUCGGUGGAAACAUCACCCUUCUCUUCGCAUAGUGGCUCCGGAAUGCGUGCGGAAUUUGAAGGUGGCAGGUGAGUGGUUUGGAGAGCCCUGGAGAAGGCACUGGACUGAGGAGCACCAUUUUUACUCAUGGACAUCACGACAGUCACAUGAAAUCUGCAGUUACAGCAUCAGGUCAAAUUCAGUGUUCUCUUGUGGAUCUUUCAGCACAGAAAGUCUAAAAUUCUCAGCAUCCAGGAUUCCAACAGACGGGAUUGAAGGGAACUUCUGGAGCUGUGCCAGGGCAGGGUCAGGCUGGAGCUCAGGGAAAGGUUCUUCUCCAGAGGGUUGUUUAGUAAUCUGCACGAGUUGGACUGACCUUGGCUGGAUAUCUGGUGCCCACCAAGAUGCUUUAUCAUUCCCCCUUUCUCGGUGUGACAGCGGAGAAAAACAAUGA